CCCGUACAAGACGCAAACGAUAAACACCCCUUUCCUUGCCUUGCCAGCCCUUGGAGGCCACUUUGCAGCAAUCGCAUCAAUCUCAUCGAAUUCGCAUCGGGCGCUACUGUAGGUACACCUGCUCCUAGUGCUGGAUGCAAAAUGUCCCGCGCGAGGCCAUCUCCACACAAACCCUCGUGGCGAGCGAGCGUUGCCGUCCCGUGACAUCACCAAGGUACUGUACCUACCUACACACAUGUGCAUGCAUGCAUGCAUGCGUGCGUACCUGUUGAAUAUCCUCUGGAUAUACACAUUGAAGAUAUGUAUACGUGUAAUGGGACGACGACGAUGAUGAUGAUGAGGAUGAUGAUGCUGCUGAUGAUGAAUGACUACGCCGUGGCGGUCGGUGUUUGCCAUGGUCAACUGGAAUGUAUGGAUCCCCAAUACCCAAACAUGCAGCACACCGGCCAUUGAAUCGAGCUAGCGCCGGUGGCCCCAACCAAGUCUUACGCGUCCAAAACACCACUCGACAGCCUGCCACCACUUCUCUACACAACGUAAUCUCUCCUAUUUCGGUCCUCGUCUUGCACGCUAUUGUAAUAAGUCUACCUCGACAAGCAAUCGUAUAUGCUUGUCGUAAUCAAUCCGCCUCGUGCCGCCGCGGCAGUCCAUCGCUCUGGCCCACUUGGGUCUCACGGCUACCUUAUCAGGCACUCUUAUCCGCUGCUUCUUGAUCCUUCGCCUGCUUGGCUAGCAACCCCCUACUCGUUCACCACCCUUCCAGACCUUCUCGCUUGAAUCAAUCAAUCAUGCCUAUUCCUUCCAUCCCCCUGAGUGACUACCUGCACCGCCGUACAAUCCAAUAUCUGACAAUCGUUGUGCAUCCAAUAUCUGCAAUCGAGACAUCAAUUCAUCCCAUCCUGCUUGCCUGGCGUCGCUGCUUGCCCAGCUAUCCCCCGGCUCAGCACAUGGCACGUCCCUGCCCUGUUUCAAGCUACGCGCGCAUCACAUCUCAGAGAGAAAAUAAAAGGCCCAUCAAACAAUCAAGCUCCCCCCCAAAAAACCAGGCGCCCAAUCACCUCCGUCAUAUAUCCCAUGUUAUAAAC
Molecule: messenger RNA, 1085 nt
Organism: Periconia digitata
Lineage: Eukaryota; Fungi; Ascomycota; Dothideomycetes; Pleosporales; Periconiaceae
Source: the annotation of a GenBank genome assembly